CUUCUGGGCUUCCUUCCACUUUCUAGCGCCAGUGCUCCUUCGGGGGUGGGAGAAGUAGGCAGGCGCGGUCGGGAGCGUCUCAGUCCUGAGCAGCCUGUCUGUGGUAAAGCGACCGGGUUUCUUUUCCGCCUCUAUCCUCGGAGCCAAAGGGAGAGGUUUGGCCGCGAAGGGAUGCCUGUCUGGUGAUCCGGGGCUGGAAGCGGCAGGCCGUGAAAAAAAAAAGAAGGAGCGAAGGUCGGAAAAGAAAGAAGAGAAGCGCCGGGAGCAACCUGCCAAAAUGUCUAGCAAGAAAGAGAAUGCGCACAAGAAAUGGAGCGUCUUGAAAGAAAGGCUGGGGUCCCAGGAUUCGGAUCAAACAGAAGCCAAUCUGGAAAAUGCAGAGCCAGAGCUCUGCAUUCGUCUCUUGCAGAUCCCUUCGGUGGUGAAUUACUCGGGGCUCAAGAAACGGCUGGAAAGUAGUGAUGAUAGCUGGAUGGUCCAGUUUUUGGAACUCUGUGGACUGGAUCUUCUGUUAGAAGCCCUAGACAGGCUGUCAGGGAGAGGAGUUUCUAGGAUCUCGGAUGCCCUCCUGCAGCUGACAUGCAUCAACUGUGUGCGGGCAGUAAUGAACUCUCAGAAAGGCAUUGAAUAUAUCGUGAGCAAUGAAGGUUAUGUCAGGAAACUCUCUCAAGCACUGGACACUUCAAAUAUCAUGGUCAAAAAGCAAGUGUUUGAACUCCUGGCUGCUCUCUGCAUUUAUUCAUUUGAUGGCCAUGUACUGGCUUUGGAUGCUCUAGACCAUUACAAGACUGUGAAAAACCAACAGUAUCGGUUCAGUGUCAUUAUGAAUGAGCUCUCAGUCACAGAUAAUGUGCCCUACAUGAUAACGCUCUUGAGUGCCAUCAAUGCAAUUAUACUGGGAACAGAGGAACUGAGAGGAAGGAUGCAGCUCCGGAAUGAGUUCAUCGGUCUUCAGUUCUUGGAUAUUCUAAGCAAACUGCGAGACAUAGAAGAUGAGGACUUGCUUAUCCAGUGUGAGACAUUUGAGGAGGCUAAGACUGAAGAUGAUGAAGAGUUACUGAGAAUAUGUGAUGGCAUUGACAUGAACAGUCAUCAAGAUGUUUUCUCAUCUCUGUUCAACAAAGUGAGCAGCUCCCCAGUCUCUGUUCAAUUGCUGUCCAUUCUCCAAAGCCUCUUGCAUCUCGAACCUUCUCAUCGCUCCAGCCUAUUGCUCUGGGAAUCCUUAGAAAUUUUAGUAAGCAGAGCCAUCUUGCUUGCUAAUGACAUACAAGAUAAUAGUGUGGAAGAAGUAAUGGACAGGUUGUUGUCUGUCAAGAAACACCGCAAGAAAAGAGAUUUAGGUUCCAGAAGAGCAGCUAAGAAGGUGAAUGAAAGCACUCAGACCAAUGAAGAUUUGGGGCAAUGCCCAAACAUCACCCAGAGCUCUCCUCCAAGAAUUUGCUCUUCCAACAUUUCACUUAAAGUAGAGCUACACGAUGUGUCUAAGGUUGCAUCCUCCUGCUUUUUGGUCAGUUCAGCAUCACCAGAAUGGGAUCUGUCUUCAGCUGUUCCAAUGCCGCCUUCUCUUCCUCCCCCUCCCCCUCCCUUCCCAGGACCAUUAGUCAUGUUGCCACAACAGCCAUCUUCUCCAUCUGGGAUACAAAUGCCAGCAUCGGUUCCCACGUUGCACGAUGUAUCAACAAUCCCACCCCCUCCUCCUCUGCCUCCUCCUCUGCCUGGGAUGACUGGCAUCCUCCCCCACUGCCCAGUAUGCCUACCUCAAAAGUCAGCCAUGCCACCACCACCUCCCCCGCUGCCAGGUGUGGUAGGCAUCCCUCCCCCUCCCCCGCUGCCUUGCAUGGUAGGCAUCCCUCCCCCUCCCGCUCUUCCUGGUGGUGCAGGAGUGCCACCUCCACCCCACCACUCCCAGGCAUGCCACCACCUCCUCCCCACUGCCUGGCAUGGUAGGCAUCCCUCCCCUCCCGCUCUUCCUGGUGGUGCAGGAGUGCCACCUCCACCCCCACCACUCCCAGGCAUGCCACCACCUCCUCCCCCACUGCCUGGGAUGGAAGGGCUACCACCCCCUCCCCCACCGCCAGGCAUCCCACCUCCUCCACCUCUGGGAUUCAAUGUAGAGGAAAUUGUCCCUGCAAAGGUCAACACUGUUAGCUAUACCACACCACCCCCUAAAAGAAUGAAGAUGCCAACGCUAAGGAUGAAGAAGCUGAAUUGGCAGAAGCUCCCCUCCAAUGUGGUGAGAGAGAAUCACUCUAUGUGGGCAUCGGCAACAAGUGAAGAAUAUGUUGAGCCGGAUUACUCUAAAAUAGAACAGUUGUUUUGCUUUCCACAAACCAAGCCCAAACCAGAGGAAGUUGCCCCAGUGAAGACAGAACCAAAAGAGAUUACAUUUCUAGAUCCCAAAAAGAGUCUUAAUUUGAACAUAUUUUUGAAGCAAUUUAAGUGCACAAAUGAGGAGGUGGUUAAAAUGAUUCAGGAAGAUGACAGAACAAAGUUUGAUGUUGAAGUGCUCAAGCAGCUUCUUAAACUCCUACCGGAAAAACAUGAAAUAGAAAAUUUGAAAGCUUUCAAAGAAGAAAAGGAAAAAUUAGCAAAUGCAGAUCAGUUCUAUCUUCUACUCCUUGGAGUUCCUAGCUACCAAUUGAGGAUUGAAUGUAUGCUGAUGUGUGAAGAGACAGCUGUUCUGCUGGAGAUGUUGCAACCCAAAGCAGAAACAAUAAGGAGGGCUUGUGAAGAUCUCCGCUCAAGCCGUCGGUUGCCCAUUUUCUGUCAAUUGGUCCUCAACGUUGGAAACUUCCUGAACUAUGGAAGUCACACAGGAGAUGCCGAUGGCUUUAAAAUUGGUACUUUGCUCAAGUUAACAGAAACGAAAGCAAACCAGACUCGCAUUACACUGCUCCACCAUAUAUUAGAGGAAGUGGAAAAAAAUCACACCGAUUUGCUUCAGCUUCCCAAAGAUCUUGAGUGUGUUUCAAAGGCAGCUGGAAUCAAUCUAGACGUGAUUCGUUCUGAAUCCAGCUCCAAUAUAAAGAAAUUGCUGGAACUUGAACGGAAGCUGUCAUCCUCAACAGAAGAAGUGAAAUCCCAAUAUGAAACAGCCAUUCAGGGUAGCUUAACUGCUAACAGAAAGCUGGAGGAUGUGUUUGAACUCGUUGAAACUAAGAGAACAGAGCUUGCGAACUAUCUCUGUGAAGAUCCGAACAAAUUGUGUUUGGAGGAGAUAUUUAACAUCAUGAAAACCUUCCGUGAUCUCUACAUCAAAGCACUAAAGGAAAACAAGGACCGAAAGGAACAAGCAGCCAAAGCUGAGAAAAGGAAGAAACAGUUGGAAGAAGAAGAAGCUAAGAAGCCGAAAGGAGAAGAUGGGAAAACCAUUAAGAAAGGAGCUGUCAAACAAGAGGAGGUUUGUGUUAUUGAUGCUUUGCUGGCUGAUAUAAGGAAGGGAUUCCAGCUACGAAAAACAACCAGAAACAAAAAUGGCACAGACACUCCCAUGAAAACCACACCUCAGAGAGGAAAAGUGAUUGACCAAAGCGUUCAGGAUGUGAAAGACCCAAAGCAAGAAGAUGAUUCAAGGACGCAAAAUAAUUUCCAGGAUCAAUUAGAAAAUACAAAGCCUUCAGAAGGGGCUACCACAAAUGAGAAAACUGAAAUGGCUACUGACUCACUGAAUUUACAGAAGCCACCUGAUGCCAUUGGGAAUGCCAUCUCUUCUCCAGCCCAGACAGAUAAUGAAAAGGCCUCGUUACAUUCCUUUGUUUUGGAGGAAAAUAGAGAAGCCCCAAAUGGAACAAAUUUGCAAGAGGAAACUGACUCCUGUUCCUUUCACCAUGCCAAUGACCAUGAUUUAGUGUUGUCUCAUUCCAUUUCUUUUGUAGAGUUUACAAGUGGUCACUCAGGACAUUCAACCAGCCUGAAUAUUAAAGCCGAUGAGGUUGACUCAGGGGACCCAGCUAGUAGAACUGAACCUGAUGGCUCAUGGAACCAUUUAAAUUCAAAUGACCAGGUAAACAGUAUUGAUAGAAAUGAUGAUACAGGAGAAAAAAUACCUGGAAACACACAGCUCACAACCUCUCAAGAAAUGGCCCUUGAAACUUUGGCCCUGCCAGAAGCAUCUAAAGUCAGUGAAGACCCUUCCUCAGACUCCUUGUUCGACACGUCCCAGGAUAAGUCCUUCUUAGAAGAACCGGUAACUGAUUCUUCAUAUUCAGCAACAGUACCUUCAGAACAAGCCCAAGCUGGAAAAGAUGGCCAAAGAAGUUCAUCAAAGCGCAAGAAGAAAAAGAGGCACAGCAAAAGCCAUUCAACAGUGGUUGACACUGAUUUAAAAGCGAUGGUUGAUACUGGAGAUAAAAAAACAAAAAGAGUUUGUGAGAUACAGUGAGGUGGCGCAGCAAGACAGAAAAACUAAAAAGCAUGCUAUUCAGUGGCGUCAGCUAUUGAAAGAAGCCAUAGUAAUAGGGUGCAGUUAAUUUUUGUCUGGAGGUACUCAAAUAUAUGCUAUUUCCAGACUUGAAAGCACCCUUAGCCUGUGCCUUAUACAAAAUUCUUAUCCCAAAAUAAUUUUCUGCUACUUUGGGACCAUGGAGUCAACUCCCAAUGGACAAAAUUGUUUGGCAUAAGGUGAAGGAGAUGUGAUCUAAGACAGACCUGGAACAAAUUGAAGCUAACACAGUCAUCUUUUGAAUUUAACACAGAAAAUAUUGAAAGUUUUAUGGCACCAAUCUCACAUUUAGAUAAUGUGUCAGUUUAGGAAAUGCAAUCCAACAAGGCCUGAUUUUGCAAAGAUCUGUGUUUAACAACACCCUUCAAUUUGAUUGUGCUAUACUUUACACCAGGUUGAAGCAAACAUUUUUUGUGAUACUAUCAGAUACAUAUCACGUUCCUGUUUUUACACAAGACCAAGGAUUAGACAAAAGAGAUUUGUCUUAAAGAAAAUUAGUAAUUCUUCUGAUACCACCCAUGUAGUUGACUGCAACUACAUAUGCAAUUACUGUCCAUAUGAACACAUGAAUUAGUCUAUCCCAUCCUCUUUCUCACUACAAGCACUGCGACACUUCUUUUCAAGAAAACUUCUUCCCAAAGUAAUGUUAUUAUUAAUGCAAUCAAUUUACACUUUUUUGUGUUGGUGAUAGUCAAUGUGUUUGGGGCUAGGGAUAUCUUUUUCUUGUUGCCUAUGUAUAACAUUAAUGGAAAUAUUUUAGCGUUAAUAUUGGGAAUGUGAUUCCCUUUUAUCGUAAAAAAAAAUUCUAAAGUAAUUUUUUGUAGUUUAUGAGUACUAUGGAGAGAAUUGCAGAUUUGUAAAUAUCUGUUCCCUUUUGUAUAUUCACUUAUAUGAGACUGAAGAUGUAGAAAUUACUUUAUAAGAAUUUAGCAAUUAUAAUCUGGAAAGAAGGUAUUGAUUGAGCGAUAUCCUGCUGAAAUAAAACUAAUGCUGUGUUAUAGUGGGCUUUGCAAAGCUAACUUUGAUUUCCUCUCCAAACCUGUUGGGACAGACUUCUCAAGGUCUCCACAUGAAAGCUUUUGCCUAUGCAGGCUAGAAUAAUGGGGAAUUAUGAACUCCAGAAGUCGAGAAAAUGCCAGGUUUAAAAAAGCAAGCAUGGGUAUUUGAAACAAGAAGUUAACUUUACCCAUGUUUUAGUUUAUCACAGAAUUUGAACAGGACUCAAGAAUGUAACCAAGCCAGGUGCCUUCACAGCAGUUUCUUCCAGCCUUGGCAUCUUUAAAUUACGUUGCUGGGGAAUUCUGGGAGUUCAUCCAUAUUUUUUAAAAUUACUAAGAUGGAGAAAAAAUGCUCCAGACAUGUUGCACUACAACACCUUUAAUAGUAGGAAGGACAGUUGCCCAGUGGCUUAAUGACACUAGAGAUGGUCUCAGCUCUGGGAGUUCAAGCCCAAGCAUUGCGCGGCAGGGUGAGUUCCUGUCAUUUUCCUGAGCUUUUGCCCAUUUAAGAGUUUGAAAGCAUAUUCUAUGCAAAUACAUAGGUAGGUACCACUUUGGUGGGGAGAUGAGCUUUUGCUUUAUGCAGGAAUCAGAUUCCUGAUGGUUCUGAACCUUCCUACCUGUGGCACCCAUUUGUGUGGUAGCAAUGGGAAGAGAGAGGGGCCUUGGGUGAUGCUGCAGGAAGGGCCACUCACCUUUCUCUAUGAUGCGAAGCCAGCUCGCUCUCUUGUGACGCACCUUGGGAAACACACAACAGUGUCCUAUAAUAGGGCUGGUACCUUGGCAAGCCAAACUACUACUCUGCAGUAGCAUUGUGGUUUUCUGACUACUGUAACAAUGCCAUAUGCUAACAAGAAUAAUAACCUGUAAUAGUAUACUACAGUGGCUCUCAACCUGUGGUCCACCGACCCUUGGGAGGGGGCAGCAAUGUCGUCACAGGGGUUCCUCAAAGGCUUGAAGAAAUGUUAUGAUUUAAAUCUUGAGUUAAGUCUUGGUAAUCUGUGGCCAUGGUCUGUGGCAACAAAAGGUACUCAAAGAGUCCAUUGUGAAGAAAAGGUUGAGAACCACUGGUAUAGUACAUCUAGAGGACAUCAGGUUGAGAGAGGCUGCUGCAAUUUGUGGAGAUGAUUAUGAGAGCAAUUUCUGAACACUAGAUACUACUUUCCUCCAGCAUACGAAAUUACAUAAUAGAGCAUGUCCUACUUUCACUGUACAUAGAAGCAGUGAGUUCCAAGGUGUCACAAAGUGAUAAAUUAAGGAGACUGGGCUCCUGUAGUUGAGUCUUCUUACUUCUGCAUGCUAUUGUAGUUAUCAGAUUUUCCAUUUUUUUUAAUGGAAUUGUUUUCCCCGCCAACCCAAGUCAACAAUAGUAUUUUGUCACAAUGAAAUCUACAAUAAGUUUAUGUAGAACCUUCUGAUGGUUCUAUGGCAUAACAUCUCCAAGUCUGUGUUUAUAUUUAUGUGUGUAUAUGCUUAGGUCACAUACACUUGGCACAAUAAACUUGCUUUCAUUUAACAAG
Ahaetulla prasina is the source of this 6959-nucleotide messenger RNA. It is a transcript of the gene INF2, whose product is annotated as inverted formin 2. Gene Ontology annotation, biological process: actin cytoskeleton organization. The transcript is spliced from 23 exons. Bases 278 to 4381 code for a protein of 1367 amino acids. Gene Ontology annotation, molecular function: actin binding; small GTPase binding. The record is from RefSeq and is a predicted model, not a curated record. Lineage: Eukaryota; Metazoa; Chordata; Lepidosauria; Squamata; Colubridae.